Messenger RNA from Drosophila novamexicana, 333 nucleotides. RefSeq names its product cuticle protein 16.5-like. Lineage: Eukaryota; Metazoa; Arthropoda; Insecta; Diptera; Drosophilidae. The coding region runs from base 1 to 333 and encodes 110 amino acids. The record is from RefSeq and is a predicted model, not a curated record. The transcript is spliced from 2 exons.
AUGUUCAAAUACACCGUUGUUAUCCUCGCAAUCAUCGCCUGUGCUUCUGCCAAGCCUGGUCUGCUCCUGGGCGAGCAGUUGGCUUAUAGUGCGCCAGUUGUGGCUGCUGCUCCAACUGCAGUAGUUGCAGCAGCAGCUCCUUACGUGACCGCCAGCAGCAGCCAGGUGUUUGCCCGCAACUACAAUGGCAUUGCCGCUGCUCCAGUGCUUGCGGCUGCACCAAUCGCUGCUCCAGUCGUCGCCAGGUAUGCAGCUACUCCCUUGGCUGCGCCUCUGGCGUACAGCACUCCCUUGGCCUACAGCUCACCUCGGUUCGGUCCAGUUCUCUUCUAG